AUGAAUGAAGCAAAGAGAAUUGUAGAUGGUGGAGUGGAACUUCUGGACUCCAAUUUAACUAGAUUCGCAGAAAUUGCGAACCCCAGUUAUGACGUCAUCAUAAAGGACAAGGACAAACCUCAAGAACGAAGGCAGGGCCUAGGCGUUGCGCGUAAGCGGGCUCGGUUUUCUUUGAAACCUAGUGCUAGUCAGCCUUCUGUGAAUUUGGAAUCAACUUUGAACAUUGACCGGUUGCAAGAUCCUGAUGAAUUUUUUGAUGCUUAUGAGAAGCUUGAAUAUGCCAAAAAAGAAAUACAAAGACAGCAGGGUGGCAUUAUAAACAAUUUGAAUGAAUACAAAACAUCAACUAAUACACGUCAUCGCAGACCAGGAAUUUUGGGGAAAUCAUAUAGUUAUAAGCAUCGCUACUCAUCAGUGCCUUGUGAAAACGAUGAGAUAUUAACGUCUUCCCAAGAAACAAUGGAUAUGGAUGUUCUGGAUGCUCCUAAUCAUGACUUCCAACAAAAGAUGAACAAUUCUGAUCCUAUUCAGGAUGUUGAUUUACAGGAAGUUGAAUUGGCUGGAUCAAUAUCCAAGACAGGGAUUAAAGUGAAUUGUGUUUUAGAUGAAUUGCUAUCUUGUAAUGAUGAAGAUUUAGAUGGGGAUGGGGCCUUGAAUAUCUUGCAGGAGAUGUUUCAGAUCAAACCACUUGACCUGGAUGGCCUAUGCGCACCCAAACAUUAUGAUGUCAGAAGGACUGAUUUUAUGGCCUUGAAAGAAAGUUUGUCAAAACCUCAUAAGACUUCGCAGGUCACAAAUAGUUUGCUGAGAAGUGUUAGUGGUGAACCACCUAUUGAACGUGGACAGGUGGCACAAAAUGGAACCAAUUCUGUAGCUUCGCCAACCCCUCCAAGAAGUCCAUUUGCUUCUCUAUCUUUGUUGAAGAAGCGAAUUUUGCAAUCUAAUCCCCUGAGAGACCCAUUUACUCCUCUUAGUGUUGAUCUGUCACCAACCCAAAAUGCUUACCCCAUUCAGCCUAUCAACAAGCUACAUGAUCAAGUUGAUGCACGGAAGGAAUCAAGUACGGGUAGCAAGAAGAAAGCGCGAGUAGAGGUUGAAAUUAUGGAACCUACAGUUAAAAUGAAUAUAGAGAAGGUGAACACAGGAAGUUCGAACUGUCUCCCUGACCAGUUUGUGGAUGAGAAUGCAAAUGGACAAAGUGCAGAAUCUGAAAUUACAGAACCUACAAUUAAUAUGGAUACACAGAAGUUGAAAACAUUAAGUUCAGAUUGUCUAGACCAGUUUGUGGAUGACAAUGCUUGCAGACGAAGUGCAAAAUCUUCAAUUGCAGAACCUACAAUUAAUUUUGAUACAUCGAAGGUGAAAACAGGAAGUUCGGAUUGUCUGCCUGACCAGUUUGUGUAUGAGAAUGCAAGCAGAGAAAGUGCAAAAGCUGAUAUUUGCCCAAUCAUAGGACUACAUUACAACAUUGAGGAAGAAACAAUUGGUGAAAACUUAAAUGGUGGUCAGAAUCUUUUUGACCAAUCAAGUUGUUUUGCACUUGAAGAUGAUGCGGUAAAGGCCCCAUCCAGGAGUCAGCAGAUUGAUCAAAACGAAGAGCCUGAGAUAAAUCAAGACAAGCUACAGAAAGCAAAACGAGAAGCAGGUGAAAAACGCCUUAGAAAAUCACAUCCACUGAGGAAAAGUCUUGCAGAAUCUGGUACAUCAUUUGAAAAUGGAGUAAGAAGAAGCAAAAGAAUCAGAAUGAGGCCUCUGGAAUACUGGAAAGGAGAGAGAUUCUUAUAUGGACGACUGGACGAGAGCCUGAAGCUCAUAGGGGUGAAGUAUCUCUCUCCCGGGAAAGGUGAUGGCAUGCUGAAAGUGAAGCGGUAUGUCUCGCCUCGAUACAAGGAGCUUCUUGAACAUUGA
This is a messenger RNA of Fraxinus pennsylvanica, 1908 nucleotides long. NCBI's taxonomy places the organism in Eukaryota, Viridiplantae, Streptophyta, Magnoliopsida, Lamiales, Oleaceae. The record is from the annotation of a GenBank genome assembly.